Chrysochloris asiatica (Cape golden mole) is the source of this 2374-nucleotide messenger RNA. RefSeq names its product forkhead box P2 (gene FOXP2). Gene Ontology annotation, cellular component: nucleus. Gene Ontology annotation, molecular function: RNA polymerase II cis-regulatory region sequence-specific DNA binding; DNA-binding transcription repressor activity, RNA polymerase II-specific. Lineage: Eukaryota; Metazoa; Chordata; Mammalia; Afrosoricida; Chrysochloridae. The record is from RefSeq and is a predicted model, not a curated record. Bases 161 to 2374 code for a protein of 737 amino acids. Gene Ontology annotation, biological process: regulation of transcription by RNA polymerase II. The transcript is spliced from 18 exons.
CAGUGAGCUAGCUUCUGAGUUUUCCCUUCUUUUUAUACUGUUUUCUGCACUGGCUUUUUUUUUUUUUUUUAAUCUUCUUAAUUUUUCAUCUCUUUAACAAACUCCUAUGAAGUUGAAACCAAGAAGUUUGCUCUAACAUUUCAAAAGAAGGUAUUAAGUCAUGAUGCAGGAAUCUGCGACAGAGACAAUAAGCAACAGUUCAAUGAAUCAAAAUGGAAUGAGCACUCUAAGCAGCCAAUUAGAUGCUGGCAGCAGAGAUGGAAGAUCAAGUGGUGACACCAGCUCUGAAGUAAGCACAGUAGAACUGCUGCAUCUGCAACAACAGCAGGCUCUCCAGGCAGCCAGACAACUUCUCUUACAGCAGCAAACAAGUGGAUUGAAAUCUCCCAAGAGCAGUGAUAAACAGAGACCACUGCAGGAAUUGCUUCCAGAAACAAAACUAUGUGCCUCUGGCCUCUCUUGUGGUGAUGGGCAUCCUGACAACACAUUCAAGGUGCCUGUGUCGGUGGCCAUGAUGACUCCCCAGGUGAUCACCCCUCAGCAAAUGCAGCAGAUUCUUCAGCAGCAAGUCCUGUCUCCUCAGCAGCUGCAAGCCCUCCUCCAGCAGCAGCAGGCAGUGAUGCUGCAGCAGCAACAACUGCAAGAGUUUUACAAGAAACAGCAAGAGCAGUUACAUCUUCAGCUUUUGCAGCAGCAGCAACAGCAACAACAACAACAACAACAACAACAGCAGCAACAGCAACAACAACAACAACAACAACAACAACAGCAGCAGCAGCAACAACAACAACAACAACAACAACAGCAUCCUGGGAAGCAAGUGAAAGAGCAGCAACAACAGCAGCAGCAGCAGUUGGCAGCUCAACAGCUUGUCUUCCAGCAGCAGCUUCUCCAAAUGCAACAAAUCCAGCAGCAGCAGCAUCUGCUCAGCCUUCAGCGACAGGGACUCAUCUCCAUUCCACCUGGCCAGGCGGCACUUCCUGUCCAGUCUCUGCCUCAAGCUGGCUUAAGUCCUGCUGAGAUCCAACAGUUAUGGAAAGAAGUGACCGGAGUUCAUAGCAUGGAAGACAAUGGCAUUAAACAUGGAGGGCUAGACCUCACUACGAACAAUUCCUCCUCGACUACCUCCUCCACCACUUCCAAAGCAUCACCACCAAUAUCUCAUCAUUCCAUAGUGAAUGGACAGUCUUCAGUUCUAAAUGCAAGGCGAGACAGCUCAUCGCAUGAGGAGACUGGGGCCUCUCACACUCUCUAUGGCCAUGGAGUUUGCAAAUGGCCAGGCUGUGAAAGCAUUUGUGAAGAUUUUGGACAGUUUUUAAAGCACCUUAACAAUGAACAUGCAUUGGACGACAGAAGCACUGCCCAGUGUCGAGUGCAAAUGCAGGUGGUACAACAGUUAGAAAUACAGCUUUCUAAAGAACGCGAGCGUCUUCAAGCAAUGAUGACCCACUUGCACAUGCGACCCUCAGAGCCCAAACCAUCUCCCAAACCUCUAAAUCUGGUGUCUAGUGUCACCAUGUCGAAGAACAUGUUGGAGACAUCCCCACAGAGUUUACCUCAAACCCCUACCACACCAACGGCCCCAGUCACCCCGAUUACCCAGGGACCCUCAGUAAUCACCCCAGCCAGUGUGCCCAAUGUGGGAGCCAUACGAAGGCGACAUUCAGACAAAUACAACAUUCCCAUGUCAUCAGAAAUUGCCCCAAACUACGAAUUUUAUAAAAAUGCAGAUGUCAGACCUCCAUUUACUUAUGCAACUCUCAUAAGGCAGGCUAUCAUGGAAUCAUCUGACAGGCAGUUAACACUUAAUGAAAUUUACAGCUGGUUUACACGGACAUUUGCUUACUUCAGGCGUAAUGCCGCAACUUGGAAGAAUGCAGUACGUCAUAAUCUUAGCCUGCACAAGUGUUUUGUUCGGGUAGAAAAUGUUAAAGGAGCAGUAUGGACUGUGGAUGAAGUAGAAUACCAGAAGCGAAGGUCACAAAAGAUAACAGGAAGCCCCACCUUAGUAAAAAAUAUCCCUACAAGUUUAGGCUAUGGAGCAGCUCUGAAUGCCAGUUUGCAGGCUGCCUUGGCAGAGAGCAGUUUACCUUUGCUAAGUAACCCAGGACUGAUCAAUAAUGCCUCCAGUGGCCUACUGCAGGCCGUCCAUGAAGACCUCAAUGGUUCUCUGGAUCACAUCGACAGCAAUGGGAACAGCAGUCCGGGCUGUUCGCCUCAGCCGCACAUACACUCAAUCCACGUCAAGGAAGAGCCAGUGAUUGCGGAGGAUGAAGACUGCCCGAUGUCGUUAGUGACCACAGCUAAUCACAGUCCAGAAUUAGAAGAAGACAGAGAGAUUGAAGAAGAGCCUUUAUCUGAAGAUCUGGAAUGA